Messenger RNA from Candidula unifasciata, 324 nucleotides. The record is from the annotation of a GenBank genome assembly. Lineage: Eukaryota; Metazoa; Mollusca; Gastropoda; Stylommatophora; Geomitridae.
AUAAUAUGCAAUGUAAAAAUUGUCAGGUUUUCAUACGCUGUUUGUAUAUGUGGGCAUUUGCUGCUGUAUAUUAUGGUGAUGUAUGCAUUUUUUCUUGAUGUUCUGAAAUUAUCUAUUGUAUAUACAUUUAUUUUAUUUAAUAAUUUUUUGGAUUGGGGAAUAUUUUCUCUCUUCCUCCUUGCCCUCCAUCCCCUCUCAUUCCAGCAUUGUGGAAUAUCUUCUCUAUUCCUCCUUGCUCCCCAUUCCCUCUCAUUCCAGGAUUGGGGAAUAUUUUCUCUCUUCCUCCUUGCCUCCCCCAUUCCCACUCAUUCUACCCCUAGAUGA